AUGGCCGGAACCCCCAUCAGCACACACUCUGACUUGGAGUCCGUGUACGGCGAAGGUGCCGCUGCGGUCCGUGAUCGCUACGUCGCGCUCUCGAAGGCGCACCACGCACGUUUCGGGACCAAGCCUGAGAUCUUCGCACGGGCGCCCGGCCGAGUGAAUCUCAUCGGCGAGCACAUCGACUACGAGGGCUACGGCGUGCUCCCCAUGGCGAUCCACCUGGAUACCAUUGUGGGCGUGUCCCGUGGCGGGGCGGACCUCACCAUCACAAACGUGGAGGCCCACAAGUACGGGGACCUGACCUUCAGCGCCGACCCCGACCAGACCGUGGACGUGGGCAAGCACAACUGGGGCAACUACUUCCUCGCCGCCUACAAGGGCGUCUUCGAGACGGCGGCUGCCAAGGGCCUGCCCCGCCCCGACAUCUCCGGCCUGAAUGUGACCAUUCAGGGCACCGUCCCCACAGGCAGCGGGCUGUCCAGCUCAGCGGCCAUCGUGUGUGCUGCCUCGGUGGCGCUGAUGCACGUCUAUGGCUUCGACUUCACCAAGGAGGCAAGCCUGGGCGAGGUGUCGGAGUUCACGGCGCGCGCGGAGCGCUACGUCGGCGUCACCUCCGGCGGCAUGGACCAGGCCAUCUCCAUGCUGGGCGCGCGCGGCAUCGCUAAGCUCGUGGAGUUUGACCCCGUGCGCGCGCAUGACGUGCCCCUGCCCGCCGGUGCGACCUUUGUCAUCUGCAACUCCCUGGCCGUCAGCAACAAGGCCGAGUCGGCGACGGGGCGGUACAAUCUGCGCGUGGUGGAGUGCCGCCUGGCGGCCGCCGUGCUGGCGGCGCUGCUGGGCGAGCGGCGCGAGGCCGCGCGCGCCGUGCGCACUCUCAAGCAGCUGGAGCCAGUGGUGGCGGCGCGGUACUCUGGGCCCAAGGGCUCCACCGCCGGGGCGCCCCUGGCCGCCGUGCACGAGCUGCUGCACCCCGGCACGUACAGCGCGGCGGAGGUGGAGGAGAUCCUGGACGCGCCGCUGGCCUCCCUGUUCGAGGGCGACGCCUCCGCGGCCCUAGUCCUGGCCGCCUUCCGGGACUUCAAGCUGCACGACCGCGCCGCGCACGUGUACAGCGAGGCGGCUCGCGUUCCCGCUUUCCGCGACGUCUGCCUGGGCCAUGGCAGCGCCGACGAGAAGAUCGCGGCCCUGGGCAAGCUCAUGGACGACAGCCAGGCCAGCUGCAGGGAUCUGUACGAGUGCUCAUGCAAGGAGCUGGACCAGGUGGUGGCGCUGGCCAAGGCCAACGGCGCCAUAGGCUCGCGCCUGACGGGGGCCGGGUGGGGCGGGUGCACUGUGUCCCUGGUGAAGGACGAGGAUGUGGAUGCCUUCCUGAGGGUGCUGACGGAGGAGUACGUGCGCCCGCUGAUCGCCGAGGGCCGCCUGACCGAGGAGACCCUGUCGGACAACAUCUUCGCCUCCAAGCCGUCCAGCGGCGCGGCCCUGCUCAAGCUGGACCUGUGA
Messenger RNA from Auxenochlorella protothecoides, 1497 nucleotides. Its product is annotated as Galactokinase. Gene Ontology annotation, cellular component: cytoplasm; cytosol. Gene Ontology annotation, biological process: galactose metabolic process; carbohydrate phosphorylation. Gene Ontology annotation, molecular function: galactokinase activity; ATP binding. The transcript has 9 exons. The record is from RefSeq and is a predicted model, not a curated record. The coding region runs from base 1 to 1497 and encodes 498 amino acids. Lineage: Eukaryota; Viridiplantae; Chlorophyta; Trebouxiophyceae; Chlorellales; Chlorellaceae.